CUGCCCCGCUGUCCGGGGGCCGCCAGGAGCCGGGCGGGCUCCCACCGCUUCGCCCGCUGCCCUGAGGAGGCGGCCGUAGUGCCUCUGCCGGAGGAAAAAGCCGAUUCCUUUUGUUUCCCCUUCCCAUCCCGGGGCUUCAUGCCCACCCCCGAGGGAGGAUGGAGGUGGUGGGGGAUUUUGAGUACAGCAAGAAGGACCUGAUAGGACACGGAGCCUUCGCUGUGGUCUUCAAAGGUCGCCACCGUAAGAAAACUGAUUGGGAAGUAGCCAUAAAGAGCAUUAACAAAAAGAACUUGUCAAAAUCACAAAUCCUACUUGGAAAAGAAAUCAAAAUCUUAAAGGAACUUCAGCACGAGAACAUUGUAGCUCUCUAUGAUGUCCAGGAAAUGCCCAGCUCUGUCUUUUUGGUAAUGGAGUACUGCAAUGGUGGGGAUCUGGCAGAUUACUUACAAGCUAAAGGAACUCUCAGUGAAGACACCAUCCGAGUGUUCCUCCAGCAGAUUGCAGCUGCUAUGCGUAUCCUGCACAGUAAAGGAAUCAUUCACAGGGAUCUUAAACCACAGAACAUUUUAUUGUCUUAUGCCAGCCGUAGGAAGUCAAGUGUCAGUGGCAUACGCAUCAAAAUAGCUGACUUUGGUUUUGCUCGUUAUCUGCAUAGCAACAUGAUGGCUGCAACUCUGUGUGGUUCCCCAAUGUAUAUGGCCCCUGAAGUGAUUAUGUCUCAACACUACGAUGCUAAAGCAGAUCUGUGGAGUAUAGGGACUGUGAUUUAUCAGUGUCUUGUUGGAAAACCACCUUUUCAGGCCAAUAGUCCUCAAGAUCUGAGAAUGUUUUAUGAAAAGAACAGGAAUUUGAUUCCUAGCAUACCUCGAGAAACAUCAACUUACUUGGCUGACCUGCUGUUGGGUUUGCUUCAGAGAAACCAAAAAGACAGGAUGGACUUUGAAGCAUUUUUCAACCACCCUUUCCUAGAUCAGAUUUCAACAGUCAAAAAAUCCUGUCCCGUACCAGUGCCCACAUACGCAGGCUCAGUCUCUGGCAGUUCCUGUGGCAGCUCACCUUCCUGCCGUUUUGCUUCUCCUCCAUCUCUUCCAGACAUGCAGCAUAUUCAAGAAGAAAACUUGUCUUCCCCUCCAUUGGGUCCUCCAAACUAUCUUCAAGUGUCUAAGGACUCUGCCAGUACCAGUAGCAAGAACUCUUCCUGUGACACAGACGACUUUGUUCUUGUCCCACACAACAUCUCUUCAGACCACUCAUAUGAUAUGCCAUUGGGAGCAGCUGGCAGGCGGGCUUCGAGCGAGUUCUUGAUGUGUGGAGGGCAGUCACCAUUAACUAUUUCUGGAAGCUCAGGAACUGUACAGAAACCAUCCUCAACCUCUUCUCGAAGUACUGCUUCUGGUACAACUAACAGGCAUUGCCAGCCUUCUGUAUCCCCUCGCAGCGAAACAGCACCUAUCCCAGUUCCUACUCAGCUACGGAAUUACCAGCGUAUAGAACAGAACCUCUCCUCUACUGCCAGCCCCGUGUCAAACCCCCACGGAUCACCAAGAGCUGGGGUUGUCAGACGCUCAAAUACCAGCCCAAUGGGCUUCAUGAAGAUGGGCUCCUGUUCUCCAGUACCAGCUGAUGCUGUGCAGGGUGUUGGGCGCAGGUUAUCCACGGGGUCUUCGAGGCCAUAUUCUCCUUCACCACUAGUUGGAACUAUACCUGAGCAGCUAAGCCACUGUUGUUGCGGACAGCUUCAAGGUCAUGAGUCCAGGAGCAGAAACUUCUCAGGUUCUCCAAUACCACCAUCUCAGUCUCCACAGUCACUUCUGAUGGGAGCUAGGUUGCAAAGUGCACCUACUCUCACGGAUAUUUACCAGAACAAGCAGAAGCUCAGAAAGCAACAUUCAGACCCAGUGUGCCCAUCCUAUGCUGGGUAUGGAUACAGUCAUUCUCCACAACCAAGUAGGCCAGGUAGCCUGGGAACAUCACCCACCAAGCACAUGGGGUCAUCACCGAGGAGUUCAGACUGGCUGUUCAAAACUCCUUUACCAACAAUCAUUGGUUCUCCUACUAAGGCAACAGCUCCCUUCAAAAUACCUAAAACACAAGCAUCCUCAAAUUUGCUGGCCCUGGCAAAUCGCCAGGGAUCUGUAGAUGCUCCUUUGCAGCCUAAAGACAUCACUGAACCAAGGGACUUUGCACACUUUCACUCGACACAAGGAAGUGACAAGCAUGCAGGAGAGCAGCACAGUAAAGCUACGUUUGGCAGAUCUGUUAGUACUGGGAAGCUCUCAGAUCAACAGGUAAAGACUGCCCUUGGUGGCCAGUUAUACCAAGGCAGUACAGACAGCCUGAAUACAGAGCGACCAAUGGAUACAGCCCCAGCAGGGGCCUAUGGCAUCACAGUGGCACCUCCUUCCAUGGGAAGUGGGGCAAGUUCUCGGGCUGUCAUGUUUACUGUUGGGUCCCCUCCAAGCAGUGCCACCCCUCCUACCUGCACCCAUAUGGUCCUCAGAACAAGAACCACCUCAGUUGGAUCAAACAGUUCUGGAGGGUCUCUCUGCUCUACUAGUGGCCGUGUAUAUAUGGGCUCGCCUCCUGGUAUUUAUAUGGGUUCUUCUCCUCCGGGAGCCGAGGCAGCUCCAAGUCUGAAGUACAUGCCUUAUGGUACUUCGCCUCCCAGCUUAGAGGGCUUUAUCACUUUUGAAGCUCCUGAAUUGCCUGAGGAAACUUUAAUGGAGAGAGAACAUACAGAUACCCUGCGUCAUCUAAACAUGAUGCUGACAUUCACAGAAUGUGUUCUGGAUCUGACAGCAUUACGGGGAGGAAACCCAGACCUGUGUACUUCUGCAGUGUCACUGUACCAAAUCCAAGAGAGCGUAGUUGUUGAUCAGAUCAGCCAGCUAAGCAAAGAGUGGGGACAAGUAGAGCAGCUUGUGUUAUAUAUGAAAGCAGCCCAGUUACUGGCAUCUUCUCUGCAUCUUGCCAAAGCACAGGUCAAAUCGGGGAAACUGAACCCAUCCACUGCUGUUAAGCAAGUUGUGAAAAGCCUCAAUGAGAGAUACAAAUUCUGUAUUGGUAUGUGCAAGAAACUGACUGAAAAGCUGAAUCGUUUCUUUUCGGACAAGCAAAGGUUCAUUGAUGAAAUCAACAGUGUAACUGCAGAGAAACUCAUCUACAGUUGUGCUGUAGAAAUGGUUCAGUCGGCAGCUCUAGAUGAGAUGUUUCAGCAAACUGAAGAUAUCACAUAUCGAUACCACAAGGCAGCCUUGCUGCUGGAAGGACUGACUAAAAUACUGCAAGACCCUGCAGAUAUAGAAAAUGUGCACAAGUAUAAAUCUAGCAUUGAGCGAAGGCUUUCUGCACUCUGCUACAGCACAGUGGCUGUAUAUGAGCAGUAGAAAUAUCCCAAGGACCAGAUGGUGUGAGCAUAAGGGACCACAUCAGUGAUAAUGCACUUUUUUCACUACGGUUUAAUUGUUGUCCUCGUUCUGCCCCACGUGGAAAGUGAUUCUUACAUUUCUGUGGUGACUACCAAAGAAGCAGCAGCUUAUUCAAAGAGGAGAAAUUCCAAAAGUACAUUUGUAGAAAACCUGCCUUACAGAUCCAGCAGCUCCUUUUUUCUUCCUAGCAACAGGAUUAAAAAGAAUCCGUCUUCACAUUUCAAACUGAUCCUUGUACACGUGCUUUGACUUGAAUGAUCAGGGGUUUUUUUUCCUCAUGAGGUCUGUAGAGAGUGGAUCCUUCUGCAUCAGGUACAUAAAGAUGUCUCCCUCAGAAGGCUCCAUCAAGUGUUUGUGAAAAUGUUUUUAAGUUGUCAGUAUGAUGUGGCCAAGUGAAUUUGGGAAACCUUAACCAUGUGCAAGAGCUGGUUGAAGCUUUUGGGGCUGAGCUGGCUUGUAGCUGAGCUGGCGUGUUGGCUCAGCUUGUCAUAUGAAGGGAUGAUGAGAAAGCUCUUUUACAUGGGGGAAAACGGUAAUGGAAGAAACUGAGCUCCAUCUUUGCAAAAUCCCCAGUGGGUUUUCAGCUGAUGUGGAUACGAUUUGAAGAUCUUCUUCCAAAACACUUUAUUUUGCACUAAUUUACUAAAGCAACUGUAUAUUCAUUUUUGAAGAACUAUACUAAAAAAAAAAAUAAAAGAGAGAAGGCACAAUGGACUUGGCUGAAUUUCGUGUACAUAAAAUUCUUUUCAGGAUUUCAAAUGUAGCUUCUAGAAGACUUUCAAACAAACUGUAAAAACUUGUAUUCAUGUGAACCUUUCCAUUUUAUACCUAUUUGUCUAAUACUUGAGUAACUACCGCUCUGAACUUUUACAGUAAUAGCAAUGUUGAGUUGCUGGUUGUUUGCUUUUUAUAUAGAUUUGGUUGCAUCUUUUGUGCAUGCAAUUAUGUGCAUUAAUGCCUGCAGUCUCUAGGGGUGUAACGACUCUCUAGUUUUGUUUCUUGGGCAGUAUUACAAUAAAUACUGUAAACUGGGAGGUUCUGCGAGGAACCACACGAAAACAAAGUAAUGUUGGAGUUUGAGAUGCUGAUUAAUUGAUGUAGAGUAUCUACAUUGUGUGUGUGUGUGUGAAAAAUCAGGAUUACUUUGUGUGCAUUUUGAGGGAGAGGUGGGAAGCUUCAUUUAGCCUUAUAGGCAUUAUCAUUUCAAGCAUCCCAUGAGAUUAUCAGGACAGUGAUUUGCAAAGCAUUUAGGCAGAUCAGCUUCUCUGGAAAUGGUUCCUGUAAUUCAUUUCUGGGACUUUUUUGUUACUCAACUGCUCGAAUACUUGAAUAAACCAUUCUCCAGGA
Lagopus leucura (white-tailed ptarmigan) is the source of this 4778-nucleotide messenger RNA. It is a transcript of the gene ULK2, whose product is annotated as unc-51 like autophagy activating kinase 2. The record is from RefSeq and is a predicted model, not a curated record. Gene Ontology annotation, biological process: peptidyl-serine phosphorylation; autophagosome organization; protein autophosphorylation. Gene Ontology annotation, molecular function: ATP binding; protein serine/threonine kinase activity. Lineage: Eukaryota; Metazoa; Chordata; Aves; Galliformes; Phasianidae. The transcript has 28 exons. Bases 159 to 3389 code for a protein of 1076 amino acids. Gene Ontology annotation, cellular component: autophagosome; cytoplasm.